UCUUUAUGUCAAUCGAUCACGGAAAUUCUGAGUUCAGUAAACCGAUGAACCUUCGCUUCGUCACGUAACAUUCGCGAUAAAAUUUCCACUCGUUCUAUUUCUAAAAUGUCACCCAAUAACAGUUUGAUCAUCUGAAUUGAUCGGCACUGCAGAUAUUCUUCAUUUUAACUGCGUAAAUCCAGGUAAAAAUUUCAGGACCGAGAUGGGCACCACUUCGCCAGACACCCUGCAGUCCAUAUGCCUGCAGUACAUCAGCUGCAAUCUGUCUAAGCUCUGCAGUGAGAUACUAGUGACUGGAGACGGAGACUACGCCGAGUCUAGACUCAUCUUCAAGAACCCCGAUGCAAUCAUUCACAGUGAUCUAGCCGAGCGUCUGUUGACCAAGUUGAGCGAAAAUGGUAACCUGACGGAUACCAGUCUGACGCUGUUUGCCAACCAAUGCAUCAUGUGCCUGCGUCGGGCGUGCAUCCGGAACGCCAGCUUGACCUCGCGGGGUUUGCGAGCGCUAGCCUGUCAUCAACUCAUCGAGCUAGACGCCUCAGGCGUGCAGAACGUGAACGUUAACGACGUCAUCGGCGCGUUGGGGGAGUGGACCCGCAAACACAUCCGUUCGCUCAACGUCAGCGGCUGCACGUUUCUGAACAACUCAAAAUUCUGCAUCGUCAUCUCCUUACCCCAACUCCGCAAUUUGCGACACCUCAACGUCAGCUACACUGAGUUCGGCAACAACUUGGGCCUAGAAUGGGUCGCAGAGGGACUCUCCCAUCUUGAAAGCCUGGACAUUUCAGGAACCCUCGUCUACAGCAUCCAGCCGUUACUCAAACUCAAACCCACCCUCAAGUCCCUGUGUAUGUUUCACACUCGAGUUCCGGAGAAAGACCUCAUCCCUGUCGUCCUCGCCUUGGAUGAACUCCGACAUCUAGACAUCUCGCAGGACGUCCACCCCAUGAUGGACAACCACCAGAACCCUAGCGUCAACACCCUCCUUGAGGCACAUCAGAGCCUGCCUCACCUGACCUCCUUAGACAUCUCAGGCCGGGAUAACGUCCAAGACGCUUCCCUAUGGUCCUUCAUCCAGCAACGGACAGGGCUGAGGUUCCUUGGACUGACCUUGACUCAGGGAAUGGUCAGAACUCUGCAGAUUCCUAAGGAGAUGUGUGGGGAGGACUUACUGAUCAAUGAGAGCAACCCGGACUUUCCACAUGAUCUCAAGGUGACUGGACACGCCACCGAGAAACAGGUUGAAGAAGCCCUGCAUUGCUAUGGCAACCGGCCCAACUACGUGCACAAAUUGCUCUGCAGCCUCUUCAACAUGACGCUAUAUUUAGAAAAAGCCCGGCCGAAUAUCAUCAAGAUUAUCCUGCCUGAAAUGAAAGCCCAUCCUCAUCACCUCGGAGUCCAGAUGGCUGCCAGUGCGUGUUUGUACAACCUAACCAAGCACCAUCUAGCGGACAGCGUCCACGUCUCGGAUUUGAGCGUAAUGGUUCAUCUUACGCUCAACGCAAUGGAAACAUUUCCCAGCCAGCAACAGCUUCAGAAGAAUGCCUUGCUGACGUUGUGCAGCGACAGGAUACUUCAAGAUGUGAGUUUUGACCGGUACCGUGCAUCUAAGAUGGUGAUGGAUUGUCUCUUUGUCUUCGACGACGCUCCGAUGACUCGUAUGUCGGUGGCCAUAUGCUCCAUCUUGGCUGCCAAGAUAUCAACGGAACAGACAACGCUACUAGGCACUAAGCGCAACAUGCAGAAACUGUUGCAAAUUGUGAAGCAGAAGUCUGAUUUAUUAUCAGUGGACAUCACGCUCAAGUUUACCCUUAGUGCUCUCUGGAACCUGACGGAUGAGUCGCCAUCUACGUGUGCUAUAUUCCUCAAUGAAGGCGGCCUGGAUCUCUUCAUUCACAUCCUAGAGAUCUUUCCCGAUCAGGCGACACUUCAGACAAAAGUCCUCGGACUAAUCAACAACAUUGCAGAAGUGAAGGGGCAGCGGAAUGCUCUACUCAGAGGGGACUUCAUUGAACAUUGCAGGACCCUGCUAGACAGUAAGCAGAUUGAGGUCAGCUACUUUGCUGCCGGUAUCAUCGCUCAUCUACUCAAUGAAGGACCCAAGGCCUGGGCUCCACUCCCCCAGGCGCUACGGCUGGCUCUGCAAGACUCCCUGCACAAGAACAUUCUAGCCUGGAAGAACCCAGCAGGUGAGAUGGUCGCCUACCGUUCCUUCAGUCCGUUCUUCCCGUUGAUCAAGUGUGACAUCGCGGAGGUUCAGCUGUGGUCAGUUUGGGCAAUGCAGCACGUCUGCACCAAGAACGCUUCGCGUUACUGCCCGAUGCUUGUCCAAGAGGGAGGCCAGGAGAUCCUACGGGACAUGAUUGCCAACAGACAGGUCCACGACGAGGUCUACCAAGUUGCCAAGAGUGUGUUGGACACGGUGGACACCAAUCAUUCCAACAGUGGGACCUGACAAGGCGAAUGCAUCCCACUCCUGCCACCAUUUUUAUUCUCCCAAACGGUUGGCUUGAGAGGUUCUGAAUCAGACAGUUUUUAAAGAAAUGGAUUUGUGAUGUCGGUGCAGACGCUUAGUCUUUCCUUGUCACUUUAGGAAGUGACUGGGGAUAUCUCAUAUUAGGAACUGUCGGGGUAUAUCCCACAUUGGGAAUGGACGGAGGCUAUCCCACAGCUGCCACCAUUUUUUUGUCCAAUAGAUGGUCCUAGGCCAUCUCAAUUAGGAGAUGAUUAGUCUUUUCUGAACACUAUGGACCGCACAGGUAGGUAAACGUAGGGCUGUGCAUUUUCAAAUAAUUAAGUAUCCGAUUAUUCAAACUUGGUCUUGAUCAAAAUAUUGGUCAAAUAUUCGAUCUCGAUAUGCACUGAUCAAGUAAAACAUGUGUCAGCCUAAACUGGCCCAAUCGGGAUUUGCUUGAACCCGCGCAUCUUGGAAAUCAACGACCUUGUGAAAAUAAUAUGUAGAACCAAAAAGGCUGAUAUUUGACUAAUUUUCACAAAGAAAUUUGAGCUGAUAAUCCUCAUUAAAGCUCUCAAAAUUGCACUAAAGUGGCAUUCAACAAAAGCGUGGCAUUUGACAAAGCAAUAAAACGCCACAACUUAUACAUCUCUUUGAGACUGCUUAUAUUUUUUCGAAUAUUUGAAUCGAAAAAUGGUGUUCGGAUAGUCGGGUGAUGAUCGAAUAUUUGAAUAAUCGGUACAGCCUACUCAAGCAGAUGCACAUUCAGGAUAACGUAAGUGGCAUGUUGUUUGUGCCAUUCUGUUUAUCUUCUGUAAAUUUUAUUCAUGAAUUUUUAAAGAAGUAAUAAGUAUUUAAAACUCUCAUAGCUGCAGAUGGCAUGAUUGAACGAAUAUGUGGAGGUUUCGUGUAUUUUAAUUUUUUAAAUUUUAUUUUAUUUUGCUUUACAAGCAAAAUAUUGCAAUUAUCAAAUGAAUGUUAUUUAAACUAAAUAUUAUGGAUUGGUGUAUAAACGGGACUUUAGCCCAUGUAUAUUGUUUUGGGUUACUCCAGGCAUCUUGGUUCAAAAAGUGUUUGAAUGGUGAGAAAUAUGCAGAAUAAAUAUGUCCAACUUGUGUUGUAACAGGCAUGUGUUUUUUUUUUUGGGGGGGGGGGAGGGGUAACAUCGAAAGUUAGAAACAGGGAUGUCAGUUUCAUGCGAGAGCUUGAAUUCAGGCUUUUUCAUGUUUUGAAGAAAAAAAAAGUUUAGCAUCCCAUCCCUGAACAGGCUGGAAAAAUAAAUCUUUGUGUAGCGUGCAUAUAGGAAACACUGUGCAUGCGAUGCUCCAUAAUAAUCACCAUGCUAGCUCGAUGCAAGAUUGUAUGAAUUGUAAGUUCAAAGAAGACAUAUUGCACUGUUAUACCUCUGUCUUGAAUACUGUAUUUUCAUUGGCCUAGAACGAUCACAUGUUAAGUUUAUAAAAAGUCAUAGAACACACCCUGUUGGAUAUCACGUAUGUGAUAUCCCACCUAGGGAGUGCUAUGACUUUGUGCGUACAGUACGUAAAACGCAGCGAACUUGCAGCAGACGAUCGAUCGAUCAGCUGUUUCGAGCACGUGACCUUGCAUGUGAGUUGACGUCGUGUCACAAUUGUGUUUGCUGCUGUUUGUUUUCGUGAUUUUUACAUCAAAAUCCAAAGAAUCCAAGACAGAGGUAUAACAAAACAAUUGUUGACUGCUGUGAUGUGGGAUAUUCACACCAGUCAGCAAUUGUUAAAUGUGUUUAUGGUGAAUUGCAGUGUGUUUGUAGGUAUUCCAAUGUGUUUAUGGUGGAAUGCCAUCAUUUUGUGCAUGGGUGCCGGCUUCCACGUCCAAUUUGUCAGGCCCUGGAGCAAAAACCCAUUGGCAUCCCUGUAAAAAGUACAUUUGUAUCACUUUGAAUUUCCCCCUUUAAACAAAAAACAUCCACUAAAACUUGCUUAAAAAUGUUUGCCACAUUUUAGACACAGUGUUUUUGAAACUUCCCAAAUAUGCCAAAAAAUGGCCUCAGAAUUUUGUCCCCAAAAUAGCUCCUUCCCAAAAAUAUGAAGUUUUGGAAAGUUCUUAAAGAUAAUAUUUUCAGAUUUGCCAUUUGGCAUUAUCAGUGCAACUAAGUUGGCUGCCGCAUAUUAUACGAUAUUGCCUUAUUGUGUAUACCGAAUACUUUACUUGGCUUUCGGCUGUAGUUAUAUUUAAAUGGUAUUAGUACCAACAAAAUGAUAGAAUACUGAUGUAUAGGAAGUGACAGAGACUAUUAUAUGAGAGGUUAAUGAGAGAGUAGUGUUUGUAUGAAUAAAUUAUUGUAACUUAUGCUCUUUAACAUUU
Messenger RNA from Patiria miniata (bat star), 4798 nucleotides. RefSeq names its product protein zyg-11 homolog B-like. The record is from RefSeq and is a predicted model, not a curated record. NCBI's taxonomy places the organism in Eukaryota, Metazoa, Echinodermata, Asteroidea, Valvatida, Asterinidae. The transcript has 13 exons. Gene Ontology annotation, cellular component: Cul2-RING ubiquitin ligase complex. Bases 203 to 2455 code for a protein of 750 amino acids.